Diabrotica virgifera virgifera (western corn rootworm) is the source of this 577-nucleotide messenger RNA. RefSeq lists its product as uncharacterized. The record is from RefSeq and is a predicted model, not a curated record. NCBI's taxonomy places the organism in Eukaryota, Metazoa, Arthropoda, Insecta, Coleoptera, Chrysomelidae. Bases 123 to 500 code for a protein of 125 amino acids. Gene Ontology annotation, biological process: sleep; regulation of synaptic transmission, cholinergic; positive regulation of voltage-gated potassium channel activity. The transcript has 3 exons.
ACGUAUCUAAAAAUGCAUCAAAUGGAUAAUUUUUUAUCAUAGUUACGUAUAUUGAUAAACACAUUAUCUUAUUUUAUAUAAAUUCUGUAUCUUUCAUUUUGGCUUACAGUGUGUCUACAAAUAUGGCUAAAAUAGUGACUGUUUUGUUUACCAUUGGGGCUGUUGCAGUUUUGUCGGCUGCAAAAAAAGAACCUACAGAAUGUUAUCACUGUUCACUUAUUGAUGGAACCCGUUGCAAUGACCCAGAUCUAUCUAAAAUUACAAAACAAAGUUGCUCAGAUAUACCCACAAACAAGAAUACAACCUCAGACGUGGUAUGCUAUACUGUUACCGCUACCUGGUUGGGUCAUCCGAUAACCGAAAGAGGAUGCUACUACACAGAGAUGGAAGGAGAAGAUGUUUGUUCGUAUUUCUAUAGAACGGAAGCUAAUGUUCCCUUUACUUACGAUUAUACAUGUAAAUUGUGUUAUGAUGAUCUCUGCAAUGAUAAGCCAAGAUAACUUGUGUGAUUUAUCUGUCUCACUGUUGUAGUACUUAGAUCUUUAUUUUUAUGAAUAAAAUCCAAGUUAAUAAUGAA